This is a messenger RNA of Toxotes jaculatrix (banded archerfish), 3580 nucleotides long. RefSeq names its product deoxyhypusine synthase (gene dhps). The record is from RefSeq and is a predicted model, not a curated record. The transcript is spliced from 13 exons. Bases 769 to 1857 code for a protein of 362 amino acids. Gene Ontology annotation, molecular function: deoxyhypusine synthase activity. Lineage: Eukaryota; Metazoa; Chordata; Actinopteri; Toxotidae. Gene Ontology annotation, cellular component: cytoplasm. Gene Ontology annotation, biological process: peptidyl-hypusine biosynthetic process.
GCAGCACACAGGUCUUCUUAUCUUUGAAGGGAUUGGACGAGGCAGCGAUGCCAGUAAGCAGAGGGUCACUGCGCCUGUGGUCCUGACAGUACUGGACCAAGUCUGCUGCUGUGAGGGAGAUCUGCUGGGACAAAGUUGAUCCACCAGUUUUUGUGUCUGAACAACACUGUUGCUGCUGCACAUCUUUCCUGACGCUGGCCUUGGUAUAAAUGCUCAGCAAAAAUCCUACUAUCAGGAUUCAGUAUCCUUCUUUAGCACGAAAAGCAGCAGCUGGAAAUGAACUUAGAGCCGUAUUUUGCCAGAUCCUAAGUGUCAGCCCAGGUUGUGCAAGAGCGUCUGGCUAAACAAGCUCCUGACUUUCCUUUUUGACCUGUACCCCCUUUUUAUUCACUGCUGGGGGCAGUUCAAAGGCUCUGUGAAAUAAAAGGUCAUACAACACAGCUUUGGAAAUGUCACAAACAUCACACACCAUUUCACAGCCAUUGCUGAUGAAAAGAUUAUCAGUUUAGGCAUUAUGCUGCGCUUCAGGUAUGCUGUCUGAAAAAUCAUUAUCUGUAUCCGAUGAUAGAAGGGUAGGACAUUUGAGGCCCUCAUUAAUUUGGUUUAAUGUGUUUUCAGUGGACACCAGUACAGGGUGUUUAAAAUUAGUUAGAAUGCAAGAAUGUGUUGAUUAAAGGGGAACAGUUGGAUCACUCAGGCAAGGACUGUGGAACGUCAUUUACCAUUUAAGCACCCUCAUCACCCAGCGUCCCUUCAAGAAUAGAAGAGAUGGCAGAUCACGCCCCAUCUGUUGCCAUGGAAGCUGUCCUCAAGCCCAGUUGUGACCUCCCAGAGGACAUGCCUAAGAUCAGAGGCUAUGACUUCAACCAGGGAGUUGAUCUCCAGGCCGUGCUGAAGUCCUACCUUACCACGGGCUUCCAGGCCAGCAGCUUGAGCUUGGCCAUCCAGGAGAUCAACAACAUGAUAGAGAAGCGCCUUGAGCCAGCGGAGGCAGGUGAAGGAAAUGAGUCUGAUGAAUCUGCUCAUAAGUCAGGCUGCACCAUCUUCCUGGGUUACACCUCCAACCUCAUCAGCUCCGGAGUCAGAGAGAGCAUCCGCUACCUGGCAGAGCACAAAAUGGUGGAUGUGAUUGUUACCACAGCUGGAGGCAUCGAGGAGGAUCUAAUCAAGUGUCUGGCUCACACGUACUUAGGAGACUUCAGCCUGCCUGGGAAGGAUCUCCGCUUGAGAGGGAUUAACAGAAUUGGGAACUUAUUGGUGCCAAAUGAUAACUAUUGUAAGUUUGAAGACUGGCUGAUGCCCAUCCUGGACCAGAUGUUGCUGGAGCAGAACACAGAGGGCACCCGUUGGACUCCCUCCAAAAUGAUACAUCGACUUGGCAAGGAGAUCAAUAAUACUGACUCCGUCUACUACUGGGCAUACAAGAAUAAUAUUCCAGUGUUCAGCCCUGCUCUGACAGACGGCUCUCUGGGCGACAUGAUCUACUUCCACUCUUUUAAGAACCCAGGCUUAGUGUUGGACAUAGUGGAAGAUAUCCGCAGGUUGAACAGCCAGGCGGUGUUUGCUAAAAGAACCGGAAUGAUCAUCCUGGGAGGGGGGCUGGUCAAACAUCACAUAGCCAACGCUAAUCUUAUGAGGAAUGGAGCUGACUAUUCAGUGUAUGUAAACACCGGUCAGGAGUUUGAUGGCUCUGACUCUGGGGCCAGACCUGAUGAGGCCGUAUCCUGGGGCAAGAUCAGAACAGAUGCCAAACCCGUCAAGGUGUACGCAGAUGCCUCUUUAGUCUUCCCUCUGAUAGUGGCCGAGACCUUCGCUCUCCAUGCUGACAAGCUGAACGUGGGCAAGAAAACAGAUUAAUUGGUAGCCUCUUUUAAUGCUCUCUUAGAAACAACAACCAGCUUUGUUGCUCUGGUUCUUCUUCUGUCUAGUUGAACGUAUGAGUUUGAUCUUCUGAACCUCUCCACUGAAAAUACAUGGUUAGGACUUGGCAACUUUAAGAGGCAGCACUGGGAUGUUGUCAUACAAACAACGCUGGAGUUGGGAACCUUACUGAAUGGGAAUGGGAAGCGCUGGUGAGGGUUUCCUGUCUUAAUGCCUUCGAUACCAAUAUUUACUUGUUUAAACAAGUACAGUUUUUUUCCUCUCUGUCUUGACAGCCGAAAUUGCAUGCGUAGCAUGCUAUAGCAUGCACCAAAGAGACUGUUUAGAAUCCAUUGAGUUUUAGCUGUGGUGUGUGAGUGUAUGGGAAAGAGAGAGUACAGAUAUGCACGCAUGAGGGUUUUUUUUUAAGCCAAAAGGUUUAAUUUAUUUCAUUUGAGCUGCGGCAGGACAUGCCGUCACUUCGCUUGAAUAUUACCUCUUUUGGGUUGAUAGGUUUUUAUAUUAUGUAAGUCCUACCGUCGCUGUUCCAGGGUGAAAGAUGUAACUGUAUAGCUUAAUAAAUCAUGUGUAAUCAUUUUUUCCUCUAUUUAAUGGGAUGUCAGUGGACUAUUAUAAAUAGUCUUUGUGCACUAAGUGUGUGAGGAGGCCACAAGGCCUUCAUCAUGUGACGCAUCAUUUCACAUGACUAUGUUGGUUAUCUUUCUUGUAUAAACGGAUAUAAAAAAUGAUUGCUGCUGAUCUAUGAUGAGCGAUAAUAUCUAGAAUAUAAAAUACAGUGUGUCUCUUCACUUUCAUUUGAUAUAUGUGUAGGAAUGAAAAGGUGAAUGAAUAGCAGCUGCAGCAAGUGCUGCUGUUGCUAUAGUACAGAACUACACUCAGGGUAGUUCUGUACAGAACUACACUCAGGGUAGUUCUGUACUAGGUACGCCUGUAAUAUAUCUAUUGCAGUUAAAUCCUAGAGCUCUGCCGUACACCUCUCAAUACAAUGCAGUCCAGUGCAACACAAUCACUAACUAUGACCAUAAUACUGAAACACAUUUAAUUAACACCUCUGUGACAGUCUCAGCAAAAACUGAACAUUAUAGGCAUCAUAGAAAUAGACUUUAUUGCAGAACAGGUGUUUUGGAUUGUAUUAGAUGGUACAAAAGGCAGAAGUCAGCACUGUGCUGUCUGAUGCUGCAGCCAGAGUCUUAUCAAAGUUUGAAGAAAGCUGUAGGUGGCUCCUUCACACGUACGAGCAGCGGCGAACUUACAGUCCACGAGUAUCGAAUGCUGCUCCGGGGCUUAAAGAGCGUCUGGUGAGCUCCUCUAGUCAGAUCCUCCCCACGAAUCCCCUGAGGGGCUCAUAAGGGCAUCACAGCUAAUGCAUGUGUGGUUAGUGCUUGCUCAUACAAAGACACACAGUUUCCACCCACCCAUGCAGUAUGCACGCAAUCUAGGUGCGACUCUCCUCUCUCCCUACUGUCAGCAGAAUCAACCACAUAAUCUAGUAACAAUGAUAAAGACAUUUCCCAUCUCAAUAUAUCAGUCUGCUGUCGUGGGAAUGGAUAUUUCCUGUGGCUAAUCACUGCUCCCAUAUCCUCUACACAGUCACUGUUAUAUUCACAGCCACAGUCAUAUUUGCAGUCCCUGGAAUGGAAAUGUGGGCAGUUUUGUAUCAAAUGUGUGUAUAGAAAAUUCAUUGAAGCCUAGAGUUGUU